AUGGUAAAUAAAAAUAUGUAGGGCUUAUGCUAAUGCUUAUCAUAGCAUUCAAUUCCAAAAUCUAGAUCUAAAUAUUUUUUAUCUCCUAUUGCUAUACAAUUAAUAGAUCUAAUAGCAAGAGUUAUUAUCAUAGGAUAAAAUAUUCCUACUGGUAAAGAAAAAGACCAAAGCGAUUCGAAUAACCACAAAGGUUGUAGGUUAGGGUGUUUAGAAAAAAUGCAAUCAAUAGAUUUACUAGCCAAGCUAACUGAAUUUCCUGAUAGCUAAAUAGGAACAGUAAAUAAAACUGGCAUUUUUGUGGUAAAAGAGCAUACUAAAGAUAGUAUUUAUAAAUGA
This is a messenger RNA of Tetrahymena thermophila SB210, 336 nucleotides long. RefSeq lists its product as hypothetical. The record is from RefSeq and is a predicted model, not a curated record. NCBI's taxonomy places the organism in Eukaryota, Ciliophora, Oligohymenophorea, Hymenostomatida, Tetrahymenidae. The transcript has 2 exons.